GUCAAUCUUAAGUCUGGUCUCCUUACCAACAUCAUCAUUCUUAGCUUCCUCUUAACUUCACAUCUUCUGAAUAUCUCCGCUCCCACUCCCAUCUCAAUCAAUCUUUCGAAUUCCGAUGGCCUUUCUGCUGCUUCUCUUCCUCCUCUUCCCCUGCCAAUCUCACGCCCAACAGCCCUACGUCAACAACAAGCAGCUCGAUUGCAACCAAAACGACACCACCACUCUCGGCUUUGUCUGCAAUGGCGCCUUCACCUCCUGCCCCUCUUACCUCACUUUCCGAUCCACCCCCACUUACAACAGCCCCGCCACCAUCGCUUAUCUCCUCUCUGCCGAUGCUUCCCAGAUCGCCUCCGCCAAUAACGUCUCUGAUGUCGACUUGCUUCCCGACGACACUCUAGUCGUCGUUCCCGUCAACUGUUCCUGCUCUCGAAAUUAUUAUCAGCACAGCGCCUCCUACAUUCUCAAACACCAAGGAGAGACCUACUUUACUGUCGCCAACGACACAUACCAAGCCCUCACCACCUGCCAGGCCAUGGAAGCCCAGAACCCUUACAAUUUCCGUGACCUAUACCCCGACUUAAGGCUCAAUGUUCCCCUCCGCUGCGCUUGCCCCACUCCCAUCCAGACUGCUUCCGGCUUCAAAUACCUACUAACAUACCUCAUCCGCCAGGGAAACACUUACGAAUCUAUUGCCAGUGCUUUCUCCGGGGCCGGAGCUGACGUCCAAGGCAUCCUCGCUGCCAACGAGCUCACCGUCAACCACCUCAUCUUCUUCUUCACUCCAAUUCUGGUGCCCCUCAAAACUGAGCCCACUAAAGAAAACAUAAAUGCCGUUCCUUCGCCUCCACCAUCCUUUUCCCCUCCCUCACUUUCCACCAUCCCGGCUGCCGGCCAGAACAACGGUUCCCGGAAGUGGGUUUUCAUCGGCGUGGGAGUCGGAGCUGCGGUCUUGGUUCUGUUUGCCUCAGUCCUUGCGGUUUGGUGCUUCUGCUAUCGCCAUCCCCGCCUCCCCGAGUCUCCAUUGCCGCCUCCAAAGCUUGCAGAUGAAUCUGGAGAUGCGGGAAGACCAUUUUCCAACUGGUCUGUGUCGUCUGAGGGCAUUCGGAGUGCCAUAGAAACUCUGACGGUCUACAAGUUUGAGGACGUGGAUAAGGCCACAGGAUCAUUUGCGGAAUCCAACAGAAUAAACGGAUCAUCCGUGUACCACGGUUUUUUCAAGGGAGAUGCUGCUGCGGUUAAGAUAAUGAAAGGGGAUGUUUCGAGCGAAAUUGAUGUGCUCAGGCAGGUAAAACAUUCCAACAUUGUCACACUCUCUGGUUUCUGCCUGCACCAGGGCAUCACCUACCUUGUCUAUGAGUAUGCCGAGAAAGGCUCCCUCAGCAAAUGGCUGCGUCCUGCCAAAGAUGCUGUUGAUAGUGAGAGGCGGCUUGAUUGGAAGCAGCGAGUCCAGGUUGCUUAUGAUGUGGCAGAUGCCUUAAAUUACCUCCAUAAUUUCACCAAUCCUCCCUACAUCCAUAAGAACUUGAAGAGCAGCAACAUCCUUCUGGAUGGUAACUUGAGAGCCAAGGUUGCCAAUUUCGGGCUGGCCAGGAUUCUAGAUACUGAUGAUCAGACCGUGAUGACAAGGCAUGUUGUUGGAACCUAUGGAUAUAUGGCUCCUGAAUACAUAGAGAACGGAUUAGUUACUCCAAAACUUGAUGUUUUUGCGUUUGGGGUGGUGAUGUUGGAGCUCUUAUCUGGAAGGGAACCCAUUGCUAACAUUAGCAACGAAAAGAAGGGUGAAGGUGAUCAGUUGUUGUCUGAAAGCAUAGACGGGGUGUUGGAUGGGGAAAAUGUGAGGGAAAAUCUUCGAGUAUUCAUGGAUCCGUGGCUUGGAGAAGAGUAUCCACUGGAGCUGGCAUACUCAAUGGCUCAGCUCGCUAGGAGCUGCGUGGCUAACAAUCUUGAUGCCCGUCCCCCAUUAUCUGAGGUCUUCAUGGCUCUAUCCAAGCUCCUCUUGUCCUGCUUGGAGUGGGAUCCUUCUCAUGAAACAUCUCUGAGUCUCAGCGAAUAGGAUUUAUCGUAGCUACUUCUCUACAUUCCCGACUGCACGAAUAAAAAUGUAGCUCAUUUAAAAUUAUGCUUGGUGCAGCCUCAGCAAGGUAGCUCCAGGCUAUGGAUUUUGGUAAAAAGGUUGCGGAACUAUCGUAAUGCCAGUUUACCUGGAUGAAUGCUGUAUAUAUCAUGACAACUUAGUUUUAUGUAAUCAUUUUUCAUAUAAAAUAAUCAUGUAAGAAAGGUUUUCUUAAUUGGUA
Messenger RNA from Sesamum indicum (sesame), 2294 nucleotides. It is a transcript of the gene LYK5, whose product is annotated as Protein kinase superfamily protein. Gene Ontology annotation, molecular function: ATP binding; protein kinase activity. NCBI's taxonomy places the organism in Eukaryota, Viridiplantae, Streptophyta, Magnoliopsida, Lamiales, Pedaliaceae. The record is from RefSeq and is a predicted model, not a curated record. Gene Ontology annotation, biological process: protein phosphorylation.